Messenger RNA from Procambarus clarkii (red swamp crayfish), 856 nucleotides. Lineage: Eukaryota; Metazoa; Arthropoda; Malacostraca; Decapoda; Cambaridae. The record is from RefSeq and is a predicted model, not a curated record.
AUGAUUCAGGAGGGCCGUAACAACAGGAAAAAGCUUCGAGGCUUCAUAAAAACCUACAAUAGUGAAAACUCUGAAACUCUCAGUGAAAAGGAUGCAAUAGAAGGUAUCCUGCCAUGGCACAAUUUACUGCCUCAUCAUAGCAAAAAUGUGUCCCUGGCUCAAAAAAAGAAGGCAGUAGAAGAUGUGGAGCUUCAGAAGAGAUCCAGAGAGGAGCAACAACAUACCAUUCAAGAAAUGCUGCAUUAUCUCACAUAUUACAAGAAGAAGAGAGAGAUUUUAACCGAACAUACUAAAGAGUUAUGUGGAAUUUUCCCUUCAUAUCUAAGCAAGGAUCCUAACAAGUACACUAUUGAAGAGAAGCACUUAUCACCCAAAAAUAAUAGUGGAAUCCUGGCUCUUUUGAAGCAAGGGCAAAAGUUGUGUACUGACAAGCUGAUUACUACUGGCCUCCAUUGUCUUGCCUGCACUUUGUUUCCCAUCAAUCAUAUCACUCAUUCUUACAGGUGUGAGACAGAGAGGGACAAGAUCAUCCAAGAGGAACAACCGCAACAGUGUGGGAAGUGGGCGAAGUGUUACCCGUUACCGCACAUCGGCGAUCUACAAUAGUUUCUCCACAAAGAUACAAACCAAUGCCAUUCUCUCAAAUAGACUAUGUGGCUGUUAGAGAAAAAGGAAAUUUUAUGGUAAACAUGUUCAUACUAUCCCCAAGUCGAUCGGAUAAGAAUUGAAUUUUUUAGAAAUAUUUGUUCGUCGGACAUAAAAAUAUGUCUACUCGGGCAGCUUCAAGUGACCCCCGAUGGACACGAUCUUGUGUCCGCGGGGGAGUAAAGUGUUUAUUAAUAAAAACAAAAUCGCC